Molecule: messenger RNA, 886 nt
Organism: Trichoplusia ni (cabbage looper)
Lineage: Eukaryota; Metazoa; Arthropoda; Insecta; Lepidoptera; Noctuidae
Product: coagulation factor IX-like
Exons: 4
Coding region: 22-732 (236 amino acids)
Biological process (GO): proteolysis
Molecular function (GO): serine-type endopeptidase activity
Source: RefSeq, a predicted model, not a curated record
GUUAAUACAGACAAACGUUACAUGGUUUACUUAAUAAGGGCACCAAUUUCGCCGAAAAACUACGACUCUUGGCUGUGUGGUGGGGCUUUAGUCAGCGAACGUUUCAUCAUAACCUCAGCGGCGUGUGUUCGGGAUGUGCAGCACCUGUACGCUAUAGCGGGGUACAGAAAAUAUGUUUCCGAUGAGCAGAUCAAUACGGAUCCGUGUACUACAAAAAAAAAGAAGAAAGUUGUAUAUACCAGCACGCCCAAAUCCUAUACGUUUGUGGAAACAAAAUUGGAAGCAUGGUCAGACAUAGACAUAGCCCUGGCUGAAGUCGAAUCACCUUAUGACUUUAAUGACAGUUCAUUUGAAGUUCUAUGCUCCUACAUACCAGCUCCAAUACUCAUUAAUUAUGAGGCAAAGUACCAAAUCCCUGGAACUGAUGCAAUAGCCUUGGGAUGGGGCCAUUCAUCAAUAUGGCGCAAGCCAGGCGAUGAAAUAAACUACAACCAACAAGAACUUCAUUAUGCUUCAAUACUUCUAGAAGACAAGGAAGUAUGUAAGCGUUAUUACAGUCACUUCAAAAAUAUGUCUGAAGUUAUAGAUAAGUAUAUGAUUUGCUCUCUCGGUAAAGGAAACAUUCAGGAGAAUGGAGAGCCAUACAUGAAGACUGCUUCUAUAUGUCUGACACCGGCGCAAAGAGCCAUGGGGCUUGUAGGAAUGCCUGUAAGUAGAACCUCAAAGCUAUGACUAAUAAUGCCUUUCAUUUUCCGUAACUCAUAUAUAACAAAAUUUAUUUUUGAAAUGAAAACUUAUUUCUUUUUCUGCGCACUUUUUUGUAUGGGUAAAAACAUGUAAACUCGCGUCAGGGUCACGUGAUGCUGAUCGAAAAAGCGAAAGAUGA